AUGCAUACCUUUAAAUACCGUUGGUAUCCACACUGUGUCGCCGCAGAGUCCGCUGUUUGGGAGAGGGGAGUUCGUGGCAGAGUGGACAACCGGUUGCUGGUGGUGCAGUUGACACUCUGCGCCUGCUAA
Molecule: messenger RNA, 129 nt
Organism: Chondrus crispus (carragheen)
Lineage: Eukaryota; Rhodophyta; Florideophyceae; Gigartinales; Gigartinaceae
Exons: 1
Coding region: 1-129 (42 amino acids)
Source: RefSeq, a predicted model, not a curated record